ACCUCCUCCUCGCCUUCCUUCGUCCGUCUGUUGUAAGCGCCAACGGUGAUUCCGGCGCGUUUCGAGCCCCGCGUGGACAAUUUGACAGGUGUUACCUCGGCUCUGUCUGUCACGUCGCGAUCGCGAUUUCUCCUCCGCUCGGCUGCGUCGGCCGUUCCGUGCGUCGUGUCUCGUUCUCGUUUCGUGCCGUAUCUUUUCCGAGAUUCCGUUGGACUGUCUCCGAUUCGCGGCCGACCCUCAAUGCGCAUGCGUCGCGACGAUAUUGUCCGAGGCGCAGGAGGCCGCGUUACGUCACGUCGCGGUCGGUAAGAACGCGCCCAACUCUGCUGAUGCCACCCUGUCCGAAAAAUGUCAAUUGCACUUUUAUUAUUUAUUUCGAUAUAAUCUUUCAGACAUUUAUUUAUAUACAUUGGGAAUAUAUUUAUAGAUAUUUUUUUAUGCGAAAUUCCAAAAAAGCUUUAUUAGAUUAGCACGCUUCGACGAGAGAUGACGAACUGAAGUAAGGUUUAAGUGAGUUGAAGCGAGUUGCAAAUCGAACUAAAUAAAUGACGAAUUGACGUUUAAAUAUCUCGAGCUCUGAUAGGCUGAGUAUAUUAAUCGAAUGUUUUGACAAAAGGCGCGAAUUUUUAAAACACUAUAAUUUUUCUCCUGCAUUUCGGUCUCUUUUAAUUUUAAAUCGUUGCGAUCCAGUAUAUAAGUGUCCUUUAAUAUUCUCAAUUUUUUUACUUCAUUCAAUUCAAUCUUCUGACGACGCAUGCGCAGAAACGAAGUCGUGUGGCGCGCUAACCAUGUCCAUGUGUAACCCCAUAACCUAAGCCAAACUAGUUUUUUACUCCGAGUAUUAAUUUAAUGGUAGAGUAUAAGAAGAAGAAAGGAAGAAUUGUGGAAUAGAGAUCAUAUUGCGCUGAAAAUUGCUGUAAAAUAAAAUUCCUCUUGUUCUUAUAAUCUGGAAAACCGAGAUUAUUGCAGAAAAUAUACGAUGGAAAAUUGGGAUACUUCUGAUACAAACACAAAUGGGGAUAUGUUUAGAAACAUGAUAUUCGCAGAUCGAUCACCUGUGGUUAAUAAGAAUCUACAAUUUCUCUUGAUUUAUGAUGAAUCUAAUGCUCUCCUUGGAGGCACCAACAUGGUUGAUCUUUAUUGGACCGGUACUCUCUGGCAUUUUAAAGACAUCUCAGAUUUUACUAGGGAAAAAGCUGCUGUGACCCAGCAAAUGAGCAAUGGCAUUUGCGAUGCUGUUUAUCUAGGCUAUGACAAGUUUGUCGUUGUGGAAGACAGCGGUGCAGUACAAAUCAUUGAAAUAGUUCAAUCAGUAGAGAAACAGUCUGAAUUUCAAUUUCUUGAACGCACUUGUCAGCAUGAUGACAGCAUCUUAACAGUGUCUGGAUUUUCUAAUAAAAGAAACAUUGUCACGGGAGGAAUGGAUUAUUGUUUAAAAGUCUGGGAUGUUGAAGAUUUAGUAGCAACAUAUUCUUAUAGUUUUGCACAUACGGAUAUUAUCACUAGUACAGAUGUAAAGCCUAUGUGUAGUUCCGAAUUUAUAUCCGCCUCUUUAGAUGGUGAAGCAUUACUUUGGGACAUUAGACGAGCAAAACCAGCACAUUGUAUCUUCAAGAAACACGAUUGUCACUUAACAGCAGUAGCUUGGAGUACUGGUUUAGAUCAUCUUAUAGCAGUAGGUGCAGCUGAUGGCAGCAUUGCAUUAAUUGAUGUGAGACAAGCAGAUAAUCCAUUAUAUGAAUCAGUUGAAUCUGCUAGAAGCAUACAUAAAUUGUUAUUUAAUCCAAAUCCAGAGAAGAAAGACCAAUUAGCUUGUUGUUCUGAUGACACAUCUGUGAAAGUUUUUGAUACCUAUAGAGAGAUGCUACCUACAUUUGAAGAUAAUAGUCACAAUGAUUUUGUACGAGGACUGGCCUGGUACAAAGAUGACUUAUAUUCAUGUUCUUGGGACGGAAAUGUGAUUAAACAUGUAGUAUUUUCUAGUAAAGAUGAUUCAAGUUAAUAAUAAUGUAUUAAAAUUUUAUAACAUUAAU
Molecule: messenger RNA, 2033 nt
Organism: Nylanderia fulva
Lineage: Eukaryota; Metazoa; Arthropoda; Insecta; Hymenoptera; Formicidae
Product: methylosome protein WDR77
Biological process (GO): oocyte axis specification
Cellular component (GO): methylosome
Molecular function (GO): protein binding
Source: RefSeq, a predicted model, not a curated record